AUGGGGAACUCGCUCUCCGCCACCACCCAGGCCGAGAUCAUGCCCGUCGAGGCGUACGUGGCCGACAUUGUCGAGCCGGGCUCGGAUAUUGAGAGCCUCGGAAGCACCAGAUUUAUGAAAGUGGCACGAGGGCGGACGUCUGAAGGGCUACGGGUUCUAAAAGUGUUCGUCUUCCCUGCCAACCUCGACCUGUCGAUGCUCGACGUUGAUUGCGCCGCGAUUAUAUCAAUCAAAGAAAGAUUGGCCGAUGCGGCGAAUUGCUGCGCUUUUCAGCGGGUCUUGAAACGGAAUCGUUACGCCGUCGGAAUCCGUCAUUUUCAUCGAUAUUCCUUGUUCGAUCGGCUCUCGACGCGGCCGUUCGUCGUCGAAACCGAGCGAUUGUGGUAUAUGUAUCAGCUUUUCAAGGCCCUCGUCCAAUGUGAGGAGCGCAACGUGUGCCACGGCGACAUCAAAAGUCAGAACAUCCUGCUCUCGUCCUCGAACUGGCUUCAGCUGGCUGAUUUCGCCUCGUUUAAGCCGACGUAUUUGCCACUGGACAACCCUUCAAACUACACAUACUUCUUCGACACGUCCAGACGGCAAACGUGUUGUAUGGCGCCUGAGCGGCUGAUGAGCCCGGUCUCACCAGCUCUCCGGCCGCUGCUCCGAAUUCUGCUCGCCCAGCAGCCAAGUCUCCGCCCAUCUGCGCAAAUUAUCCUCGCCGAAUUCUCGCAUCUGUUUCCGUCGAUUUUUGGCGACUUCAUCUACAACUAUCUCAAUAUUUUCAGGCAAAAAGAGGUGCACGCAGCGACGGUAGAGACGGAAGCGUCGGUUCGCGGCCGCGCCAUCCACUCCAUCACGCAACUCCUCGCCGCCGUCGAACCGCAAACCCACGAGGAGGCCGCCACAUUUAUGGAAUAUCUACUGCCAAAAUAUGACGCCAUCGCCAACGAAACGCGCACCGAUUCAAUGGCCCACAUGGCGCUGGCCGUCUGCUUGGGCAGAAUUGCUGAGACGGCGCAUCGGUACAUGAUCGCGUCGCGUUCACUCCAAAGUACGGCUGUCGACGACGAGGUGUCCGGCGCUGAGCCGGCCAAUGAAGGCACCCGCCACGAGAAGGAGGCCACCGCCCUGUUCAAGGCCAUCUCAGGCAUUUUUGUGCACCUGUGCGCCCGGGGGAACGAGAUCAAGCAGUGUCUCGUCGACCGGGAAUCGCUUCAGAAGCUUCACCGAUUCGCCGUGGCCGUUCAGGGUGCCGAUCAGGGCUUUCCCCUCGACCACAUGGUCACUUUUUUCAACAUCAGGGAGGAUUGGCGGCUCCGCGCUGUCUUCUUCGACUCCUUGCCGCAUUGUGUGUUCAACAAGAAAAACGUCGAGGCCUUGCGCUCGCUUUUUGAGCAGGGCAUCAUCGAGUUCGAGGAGAUGGUCGUCGUCAAGGCGAUCAACUGCAUCGUCCACCUCACCCGGGUCGAUCUGCUGGAGAAGGAGACCGUCAACGAGCUCUUCCCACGACUCGCCCCGUUUUUGGCGCAUCCGAACGAUUGGAUUCGCGCUGGCGUCGUCGACCUGAUCGUGGUGCUGAACACAAAGCUGACACUGCCCGAGAUGCAUUGGCGCGUUGUGCCCAAAAUCGAGGAGUAUUUGACCCGGAAAUUAGUCAAGCUGAACAAUAAGAAAGCCAUCCUGAGCCACCUGAAAGAGCCGAUACCACGUCAGGUGUGGGCGCAGAUCAUGGAUUUUGACGAGAACCGGAUGAAGCUGUUUUGCGAGACGCUUGAAACGAUGAGCCUCCAGAAAAUCGUGGGCCCGCCAAAAACUGCACGACUCGAGGGCGGCAUCCGAAGAAUUGUCGACAGCCUGGCCGACAAUGAGACGCGCCUCAAAUUCCUCGCCAACUUCCGCUCCAUCUUCCCGAAGCUGGCCGAGUCGAAGGCGGCCUCUUCCAUGCAAACGACAGUCACCCACAACAAUGGCGUCGUCGACCUGACUUCGGAUGCGUUCACGAGGGUGGCCAAGUACGAGCAUGUGCUCGGCGACAAUAGUCAAGUCAUCGUGGAUCCGAAGCGCAGUGAACUGCUCCAUCCUGAUGCCGCCCAGAUGUCGACGUCGAAUUCACAAAUUAUGCGUACCUCCGCAUGCGGUGCGGCCCUUCGCGAGCUGCUGGUGCACAAAAACGACGAGUUCCGCAAGACUACGGGUCGGCCGAGACCGGGGCUAAAUGCUCGUGAAUGGCACACAGCGCCGAAUCAGGGGAAACAAGUGGCGCAUCUCCACGAGCACACGGCGAGAGUGACUGCGCUCAGCCUCAACCCUGCCGGCGAUCGAUUUGCAUCUACAUCGGCUGACGGCACCAUUAAGAUCUGGAAUGUCGACAAAUACAGCGGCACUGGACCGGUGGCUCCGAAAAGCGAGGGAACUUGUGUGUAUAGUAAAGCUCACGCAAUCACCGACGCCGGUUGGGCUUGUGACGGUCAGCUGCUCUGUUUUGCCACCUGCGAGCCGGAAAACGACCGGUCUCAAGGAAGACUUUUCUGGGCUGACGUCUCCGGCGGCUCUGUGAUCAAGGUUUCCGGAAAGGUAGAUUUCGACUCGACGGUCGGCGCGCCAUCCCAAAUCUUUGCCCAGGGCCAGCUGGCCCACGUCCGAACCCAUCACGGCUACUUUUUCCUGUUCGACUACAGACUGCCGAAGGAAUCCUCGCUCGGCCGGCACGUCGUUUGGCGCCGCCAGUUUUCGGCUAAUCACGGAUUGGCGACCUCAUUUGCCGUCGACCCGGCGAGAGAGAAUUGGAUGGUGGUGUCGGGCACGAAUUCGGUGUUGUCGUUGUGGGAUUUGAGAUACCCCCUCGAGGUUGCUUCUUUCCCCACCCAGGAGAAGAAGAUUGCCCUAGGGCUGUGGGCGAUGCCGGAACGGAUGCGGAGAGAGACAAAUUCUGCCAAUAGCACCGAGGUCUUCGCCGCGUACGUCGGCCGCUCUUGCGUCGACUCGUACGAAAUUCACAGCGGAACGAGAAAACGCGUACUUUGGCCUUCACUAAAAGAGGUGCACAACUACGAAUCCGGAGGCCGUGAUUUGGAUGACGAUCGCCUGGCGCUGACCACCGCGAUGACGUUCGCCUCCGGGUCUGGAUUCGUGUACUCUGGGGAUAGUUUGGGAGCGUUGAGAAGGUGGAAUCUGAGCAACGCUUCCGGCUGCGAAUACCUGAGUGGCCCGUAUCGACCGUCCGGCGAAUUUGUUCGACAACGGAUCGCGUAUGAUAGCAAAAUCGUCGGCGAGGAGGAACGGUACUUCGAAAAAGCGCUUCCCGUCGAUCGCCAGUCCAUCGACCGAGUCCACUCGCCGCUGGAUACAAAGGUGACGCUCUCCCACCGAACCUCGAUCACCACCCUCUGCACACUGCCGCACAAUUUGCUCGCUUCCGCCGACCACGACGGCAUUAUCAAGAUUUGGAAA
Molecule: messenger RNA, 3432 nt
Organism: Mesorhabditis spiculigera
Lineage: Eukaryota; Metazoa; Nematoda; Chromadorea; Rhabditida; Rhabditidae
Source: the annotation of a GenBank genome assembly